GAAGUUCACACAAGAUCAAGAGAUCAUCUCAAUAUAUAUAUAUACUCUAUUUACUACAAAUUAAGCUCUUAUUAAUUAUAUUCCCACAAAAUUUCUCAACUAUGAAAGUAAUCAAAACACCACAUCAUCAUCUUCUCACCAUCAUCAUCAUCAUCAUCUUCCUCUCAUUAACUGUGGCCAGAGGUGGCGAUGGAUGGCAACUCCUGCAGAGAAGCACAGGAGUGUCAGCCAUGCACAUGCAACUUCUCCACAACGAUCGUGUGAUUAUCUUCGACCGCACCGACUUCGGCAAAUCAAACAUCUCCCUCCCCGACGGCCGGUGCCGGCACAACGACCAUGUUAUCAAAGUGGACUGCACAGCCCAUUCAGUAGAGUUUGACGUGGCCGGCAACACAAUCCGGCCACUCAUGAUCCUCACUGACACAUGGUGCUCCUCCGGCACCGUCCACCCGGAUGGCCACCUCGUCCAAACCGGCGGUUUCAGCAACAGCGAUAGCACUGUGAGAACUAUCGAACCAUGCAAAGACAAAAGCUGUGACUGGUCUGAGACCCCACACAGCCUCGCUGUCGGCCGUUGGUACUCCACCAACCAAAUCCUCCCUGACGGCGGUGCAAUCAUCGUCGGUGGACGCAAGCAAUUCAACUACGAGUUCUAUCCCAAGACUAAUGGAGCCGCCGGAGCCAUACCUCUCCAGUUCCUCCUCGAGACCACUGAUGCGUAUUCUGAGAACAAUCUCUACCCUUUCGUUCACCUCAACAUCGAUGGAAAUCUCUUCAUCUUCGCCAACAACAGAGCCAUCUUAUUGAACUAUAAGGACAACAAGGUGGUCAGAACCUACCCGGCGAUGCCCGGCGGCCAUCCUCGGAACUAUCCUAGCAGUGGUUCUUCGGUACUACUACCACUAAAAUUACCUCACCCUACGGAAGCUGAGGUUUUGGUGUGUGGAGGAGCACCCAAGUUAUCAUUUAACAAAGCUAAGUAUUAUGGGACAUUCGUAGAGGCAUUGAACUCGUGCGGGAGGAUAAGAAUCACUGAUGAGUCGCCGUCCUGGGCCAUGGAGACAAUGCCGACGGCGAGGACCAUGGGAGACAUGCUCCUACUUCCAAAUGGCUUAGAAGUGCUCAUUGUCAAUGGAGCAGCGUUAGGAACCGCCGGUUGGGAGUACGGACGGGAUCCAGUACUAACUCCGGUUGUUUACCGGCAUUAUAAUUCUCCGGGGAGUCGGUUUUCAGUGCAUGGAGCAGCGGCAAGGCCAAGGCUUUAUCACUCCACCGCUGUGCUUCUUAGAGAUGGCCGGGUGCUGGCCGGUGGGAGUAACCCACACGUUUACUAUAACUUUUCCGGUGUGGAAUACCCGACGGACUUGAGCUUGGAGGCGUACUCGCCGGAGUAUCUCAGUUCGGAGUACUCCAAGUUGAGGCCAAAGAUAAUUAGUCCAACAACAAUGGAUCUGAAAUAUGGAAACUUAAUGAAGCUCAGGUUUUCAGUUGGAGAGUUGAGCAAUAAUAUUGGUGGAGUUGCAGUGACGAUGGUGGCGCCGGCUUUUGCCACACAUUCGUUUUCAAUGAACCAGAGGCUACUGUUCUUGGACUGUGGGAAGCCGGCGGUGAUGGAUGGUAAUUAUGAGAUACAGGCGGUGGCGCCGGAGUCCGGCGUGUUGGCUCCUCCAGGGUAUUAUAUGGUGUUUCUUGUUAAUGGUGGGAUUCCAAGUGAAGGCAUGUGGGUGCAUAUACAGUGAAUGAGUCAUCAUAUAUAUAUAUAUAUAUAGGGGGAUAUAUUUAAUUAUAUAUAUACAGUAAUAUAUAUAUAUAUACAGAUAUAUAGUAGGAGUGAAUGAAUUAAGGGAUGGGAUAAGAUUGAGGUGUUUAAUUUAUGUUAUAUUCUGAAUAUGUUCUGCUUUUAGUUUUAAAAAAAGAAAUGAUUAAUUGUUUAUGUAGUUAAUUAUUAAUAAAUGAAUGUCUGUUUAAUUAUAGGAUCAGGACACCAUGAAUGGGCAUCGCCCAUUGAUGUAGAGCUGUCUUGCAAUUCGUUUGGUUUGGUUUCAAAUGGCAAUAUAUAUAUUUGGGUCCCA
Messenger RNA from Dioscorea cayenensis subsp. rotundata (Guinea yam), 2072 nucleotides. RefSeq names its product aldehyde oxidase GLOX-like. Lineage: Eukaryota; Viridiplantae; Streptophyta; Magnoliopsida; Dioscoreales; Dioscoreaceae. The record is from RefSeq and is a predicted model, not a curated record.